AAGGCAGAGAAGAGCCAGAGAAAGAUAACCCUAAUUGGACUUUGGAACAAUGAUGACAAUUUGCGACCUUCCAGUGGAUUUGGUAGAGGAUGAGAUAAUCUCUAGGCUGCCGAUGACAUCUCUGAGAUCAGUGAGAUAUACCUGCAAAACUUGGAACACUUUAUGUAAAAAUCGGAUCUUUUUUGGUAAACCAAAGAAGCACUUCUUGAUGAUGGACUCGUGGAGGAUUUGUUUGAUGAACUUCGAUCUCAGCAAAGGCGGCAACCCGUCUAUAAGACAAGAAAGCAUACUUGAUCAAAUCCAGAUCUCUAAUGUGUUCCACUGUGAUGGCUUGUUGCUAUGCGUUCUUAAGGAUAGCUCUAGGCUCGUGGUAUGGAAUCCUUACUCAGGGCAAACGAGGUGGAUCGAACCCAGACACAGUUUCCAAUUCAGAGACAGCUUUUCUCUCGGAUACGACAGCAACCUUAACCACAAGAUCCUGAGGAUAUUCGAUGAGAUUCAUCCAGUUACAAGUAGGCAUGUUUUAGGGUUCGAAAUUUACUGUCUUAGCUCGGGUUCUUGGAAGUUUCUUGAUGUCGUCAAUACCCACUGGGAGAUAUUGUCUAAUGUACGCAGCGUCUCUUUAAAAGGAAACACUUAUUUUACUGCUCAAAAGAUCAUAACGGAGGGGAAUACGAUAAAAAGUUUUGGAGGUUUCUUCGUCUGUUUUGAUUUCACAACAGAGAGGUUCGGACCGCUUCGGCCUCUACCGUCUCAGCCUGAACAUGGAAGAUUUUCCAUCUGUCUGUCUUGUGUUAGAGAAGACCAGCUCGCUGUGUUGUAUCAACAGUUAGAUAACACAGUCGAGAUUAGUGUUACAGACAAGAUUAGUCCUGAUGUUGUGUCGUGGACAAAGUUUUUGAAGCUGCUCAUUGGCUCUUGGGUUAACCCUUUCUCCCGUAGCCUUUUCAUUGACGAGGAAAAGAAAGUCGCUGUGGUUUUCAGUCUAGAACUGGGCAAGGCAUGUUUCUACCAAACUGCUCACGUCAUUGGACAAGAUGGAUACUUCAAAUCUGUGAGAAUCGGAGAAGCUCUGAAUGUUGAUAUUUUGAAUUAUUGUGCCCCACUGGUGUGCUCUUCAUAUCUUCCAAGCUUACUACAAAUCAAGGCAACCAACCGUACUAAUGGAAAGAAUGUGAUUAUACAUUAAUUAUUUACAUCUUCUUUAGGACAAUUAUUCAUUUGUGUUUUGCUUUUUUUUUUCUUUUUCUCAUUGUCUUUUGAAUGUUUUGGACUCUUUUCGAAUUGUUUACAUGUCCCUUGUGAUAUGUAAUAAAAUCUUUAUGUCAA
Raphanus sativus (radish) is the source of this 1329-nucleotide messenger RNA. Its product is annotated as F-box/kelch-repeat protein At3g13680-like. The coding region runs from base 50 to 1189 and encodes 379 amino acids. The transcript has a single exon. The record is from RefSeq and is a predicted model, not a curated record. Lineage: Eukaryota; Viridiplantae; Streptophyta; Magnoliopsida; Brassicales; Brassicaceae. Gene Ontology annotation, molecular function: protein binding.